Molecule: messenger RNA, 335 nt
Organism: Cylicocyclus nassatus
Lineage: Eukaryota; Metazoa; Nematoda; Chromadorea; Rhabditida; Strongylidae
Source: the annotation of a GenBank genome assembly
CGAACGUGUAUCUAUAAAAGACCGACGCCUGUUUUCGUACUGCCGAUCUGCCGACGCCAUUUAAGAUGUCUGGUUUACUGUUUGUACUCUGCUCAUUGUAUUUUCUUCCCCCAAUAUUAGCAGCUGAAGAUGUAGUGAGCGUCGACUGGCUCGAUAAGAAUAAAGACUCUGUCAAACUGCUCGACGCAACGUACCAACCAACAUUUCCCAACUACAAAGAGUUCAAGGAAAAGUACUAUGGAAGGUUUGAAGAGUUGAUGCACUUCAAGCAAGCUGUAAGCAUGGAAGAAGCAGCACGUUUGCUCUUUGACUAUUUUGAAACAGCUGUCCAGUAA